Messenger RNA from Zootermopsis nevadensis, 1988 nucleotides. Its product is annotated as peptidyl-tRNA hydrolase 2, mitochondrial. Lineage: Eukaryota; Metazoa; Arthropoda; Insecta; Blattodea; Termopsidae. Gene Ontology annotation, cellular component: cytosol. Gene Ontology annotation, molecular function: peptidyl-tRNA hydrolase activity. The record is from RefSeq and is a predicted model, not a curated record.
AGAAAAAGGCAUGCUUUCGUUUAGGAAACCGAAGGGCGGAGUUCAUCGGCACAUUGGCUCAGUAAAGCUACCUGGCAGUUAUCUAUGGUAUUGUCUAUCAUCUGACGUGUCGUUCGUUCGCCAUGUGCUUUUUGUUUAUUGUAUAAAAUGCAAGAUGUAAAGACAGACGCUAAUAUGGGUCUCCUAUCUCAUGUUAUAAAUUCUACUUUCUUAUCCGGCUUAGCUUGCGGUGUUUCAAUAGCGUGGAUAUUCCUGAAAGUCCGAUCCAAAAUACUUCCAAAAAAUACAAUACUUUCUGGCGAAAGGUCAUCUACGUUUGGUGAGCCCCCCUGUGAUGGUGAAGACAAUUUCAAGUUGGUUCUCAUUGUUCGGUCAGACUUGAAAAUGGGAAAGGGUAAAGUAGCAGCACAGUGCUCCCAUGCAGCAGUCGCAGCAUACCAACAGGCCCUGCUUCAUCAACCAAACAUUCUGGAGCAGUGGGAAGAAAGCGGAGAAGCCAAGGUGGUGCUCAAAGUGGAGACAGAGCAAGAACUUCUGGAGCUUGCCAGUGUGUCCCGCAGCCGGGGUCUCAUCACUAGCCUUGUACGUGAUGCUGGACGCACUCAGAUAGCUCCAGGCUCCAAGACUGUGCUAGGGAUUGGUCCUGGACCAGCUAGUCUUGUGGACAAGGUCUCUGGACAUCUGAAGUUGUUCUGAGGAAGAGAAAAAAUGCAUGUGUGAGGCUCACUGACCAAAAAGACUGAAAAAAUUUAAUUUGAAGAAUAAAGUAUCUGUCUUUCCACAUUACACACCAGAAGAAAGUUCUUAACGUACAACAGUUUUGGGACGAUAUCCACAUAAGCCGACAGAGGAAUCAGUGCCCUAAGUGGCAUGCAGUAAAAUUUUAAUAUACUUACCACUGUAACAAAAAUUAGCCACAGAAUACAGAAUUACUUAUUUACUCAGUUUCUUAGAACAGAUACAUUUUUCACAACACACUAAUGAUGGUGCCAACUGGAGAGAGCUUUACAUUAUCAUAGCCAAUGGUGAAAGCGAAAUGCUAUAAAAUAAGGCCAUAUAAGUGUACACUUAGUAGUCACAUUUGCAGAAGGAAUUAAUCUGUGCUAACAUACAGAUAAAUUAAUAUUACAGUAGGAAUCAAAAGUAUAUACUCUGAAUGAAUAAACAAUCAUUACAAAGGCUUCACUGUUCAUUCUUAUUAUUCACUCUAAAGGAAAAUGAAAUAUGUAUAAAACAUUUAUUAUAAGCUUCAGAGUCAUGUUUUUGUGUAGAUUGUUCCCCAGUAUCAAAUGUAAUCAAAAUUGGUUUAUCCAUUCUCAGAUUGUUUUAUGUGUAUGGACAGUUGGAGUGGUUUUAAGACACUCUGCAGAGCUGUGAAUGUGUCUAAUAAAAAUGAGAGUACAGGGUAAUUCAAAAAAGGUAUGAUCUAACUGUAGAUACCAUUUAGUGAAAAAAAGAAAUGUUCAUAUGAUUUUUUAAUGAAUGUUUUAUGGGUUAUAAUUUCAAAAUGUGAAAACUCAAAAACUUAUGACUUUGCAUGGCAUUCUUCAAGUUCCCAAAUUCUGAGGCUAAUAGUUGAUUCAGUGAUUAUUCAGGUUGUCUCUUUCAAGUUACUGAAAUGAGCUUUACUGUGAACUGUAACAUAACCUUGUAAAGUGUUAGUUUUCAAUGCAAAUUCUUUAUUCUUGAAUUCAAACACUUUCAAUUUGGUGUGUGCCAAAGUUUGGGAUCUCAACUACAGCAUACUUAAAAUGCGCUGGCCAUGGACCAAGUAAUAUUUCACUUGAACUAUGAUUUAAUUUUCAAUCAUAGCAGGGUUGGGAGUAAUCAGGAAAAACUAGGAGAUUCAUGCAAUUUGUAAUUCUGGUUUGAGUUACUGCACUGCCUGAACCAGCAAACACAUGGGGAACUACUAGUCUAAUUCCCACUGCUCUUUGUCAUCACACAGUUAUCAGAGAAAAAUAAACAAAAUUUGUGCAUUACAUUUA